Messenger RNA from Branchiostoma floridae (Florida lancelet), 947 nucleotides. RefSeq names its product mRNA turnover protein 4 homolog. Bases 192 to 908 code for a protein of 238 amino acids. The record is from RefSeq and is a predicted model, not a curated record. Gene Ontology annotation, cellular component: nucleolus; preribosome, large subunit precursor. Gene Ontology annotation, molecular function: RNA binding. The transcript has 7 exons. Gene Ontology annotation, biological process: ribosomal large subunit assembly; nuclear-transcribed mRNA catabolic process; rRNA processing. Lineage: Eukaryota; Metazoa; Chordata; Leptocardii; Amphioxiformes; Branchiostomatidae.
AACACAUUUCCUAUAUAUAUUAAACCCGUAUAUCCACUUUCAGAAAAUAUAAAGAGACAUUUCGUAUGGUUUAGGAGUACAAAAAAUAUCUAACAUCAUUUUGAAAAUUUUCGUGACGUAAUUUGACCUCUAACACAAGAUGACCCGCAGGUCAUCGCGCAUGACAAACUAGUGCAAGAAAUUUUGCAAUCAUGCCGAAGUCGAAACGUGAUAAGAAAAUUUCGUUGACAUCUACGCGGAAGAAAGGUCUGGAAUUGAAGAGGAAUUUGGUCGAUCAGAUCCGAGAAUGCGUGGACCAGUACGCGAGAAUCUUCACGUUUUCCGUGGAGAACAUGAGAAACAGCAAGCUGAAGGAAGUCCGCAACGUUUGGAAACACAGCAGGUUCUUUUUCGGUAAGAACAAGGUGAUGUCCGUGGCACUAGGACGGGGGGCAGAAGACGAGUAUCGGGAAAACCUGCACCGAGUCAGUCAGAGACUACGGGGACAGACAGGGAUGUUCUUUACCAACAAAACUAAAGAAGAAGUUGUAGAGUGGUUUUCGCAGUACCAGUUGAAGGAUUUUGCGCGGUCGGGGAACACGGCUGUCCAGACCGUUGUGCUGUUCGAGGGACCCUUACCUCAGUUCUCGCAUUCCAUGGAGCCACAGCUGAGGCACCUGGGAUUGCCGACCAAGCUGGAACGAGGUGAGAUAACGCUGAUCUCAGACCACACAGUUUGUACUGCAGGUGACGUCCUCACACCCGAACAGGCCAGAAUAUUGAAACUCCUGGACACCCCCAUGGUCAACUUUCACAUUACUCUGGACAGUGUCUGGUCAAACGACGGAACGUUUGAACUACUAGAAAGAGGAGACAAACCUGCAGAGGAUGAAGGAAUAGAAGAAGAAGAGGAGGAUGAGAAUGAUUAAAGACUAAUGAUUGAAAAUUACCCUUAUGAAAAAGAGUUG